Hemibagrus wyckioides is the source of this 5646-nucleotide messenger RNA. RefSeq names its product F-box only protein 33. Bases 206 to 1684 code for a protein of 492 amino acids. Gene Ontology annotation, biological process: positive regulation of protein ubiquitination; SCF-dependent proteasomal ubiquitin-dependent protein catabolic process. Gene Ontology annotation, cellular component: SCF ubiquitin ligase complex. Gene Ontology annotation, molecular function: protein binding. The record is from RefSeq and is a predicted model, not a curated record. NCBI's taxonomy places the organism in Eukaryota, Metazoa, Chordata, Actinopteri, Siluriformes, Bagridae. The transcript is spliced from 4 exons.
CAGAUGGUAUGUACCCGGUAGUGUUGAAAGCGGAGCAGCUCGGGGGUGUUUGUUGUUGUCGGGGGAAUUUUUGUCUGGUGGUAAAUUUCCUUCUCCCCGCCGCCCCCGGUGUAACGGUUAGAUAAAGGUUUCGGUUUCCCCCGCCUUUAUUGUUGUUAUUUUGGUAGUGAAGCGGUCGUUUAUUUCCUCUCCUCGUCACACCGCCAUGGCUCUGCGCGGCAGUGUCGGGGCCUCGGCGUUACCCAGCGAGCUCAUCGUGCACAUCUUCUCCUUCCUGUCGGACCGGGACAAGCUGCGGGCCUCGGCCGUGUGCACGCGCUGGAGGGAGUGUCUCUUCUACCCCGCGCUGUGGAGCGAGCUCAAACUGCGAUUCGGUAGCGGGAUCGGAACCGGACCUAGAGCGGGGCAGGGAUCGGGAUCAGGAUCAGGAUCCAGACCGGAGGAGGAGGAGGACACCCCGAGGCUCGAGUUCCUCAUGCGGCGGUUCGGCUCGUUCGUGCGCGAGCUGCACCUGGAGUUCGGCCCACUGGACGCGUGCGGAGGAGAACCGCAGAGUCACGAGCGCUGGAGAACCGCGACACUCACCUACCUGCAGCACGUGCUGUGUGUGUUCAGCAACCUGAGGAACAACAGGAACCUGCAGAAGCUCAGUGUGUAUGGAGACACCUUCGUCCUUCAGGAUGUUGUUCUGCAGGACGGCUCUUACCUCAACCAGGUGGACCGAGGAGGCAAGAAAAUCAAAGAGAUCCAGCAGCUGUUUGAGGACUUCCUGUCCAACAGUAGACAGUUGAAGUGGCUCUCGUGCUCCUUCAUGCCGGGUGUACUGACCCCACGCUCUCUGUCCUCGUUGUCUAAUCUGAGCGCUGAGACUCUGCAGCACCUGAGUCUCCUGGACCACCAGACGUCCAGCCUCUUGCCGUCCUCAGAGCUGCAGUGUCUCUCCAACCUACGCUCGCUCUCCAUCGACUACUGCGACUUCUCCUCCUCCAUGUGCCAGCUGUUAGCUGACACCAACCGAGCGCCGCUGUCACGUUUAUCUCUGCUGCUCAACGGCGCCUCCCUGGAGGCCCGCUCUCUGGACAGCACCGCGGCCGAUUCAGACCUGAAGGCCCUGACGAGGAGAAACGCGGACCUGCGAGUGUUCCUGAUGGCGCUGGACGUGUCUGACGAGGUGCUGGAGAUCGUCCUGAAGCCCAGCCUGCCUCUCGAACGGAUCCACGUGGACUGUUACGUCGCGCCGCUCAGCGACGCCGUCCUCGAACGCGUCUCGCUGCAGUACCAUAAAACGCUCACACACUUCGUCCUGACCAGAGACGACGGGCGGUUCCCCGACCUGAGCGGAAACAGAAAUGAGGAUCCGCUGGUGCUGCUGGCGUGGAGAUGUGUUCAUCUCUCUGUGCUCGUCAUCCACGGUUACACGGUGUGGUCUCACAACCUGGUGGCCAUCUCUCGGCUGCGUGGCUCCAGUCUGCGCGUGCUGGAUGUUUCGGAGGAGAGCAUCGACUUCGACCCGGACCAGGCGUUGUUCUCUAAGGGCGACCCGGUGCAGACGCUGGUGAAGGAGGUGUCUCAGGGUCUGGGCCGCGCCUGGCACCCGUCCAUCGCCACGGAGAACAGCGCCAUCGUCAACGACCCUACGCUGCACUUCCACCGCGAGAUGCAGAGCUUCAGCGAGAACGUCUAGAUUCUCUCUCUCUCUCUCUCUCUCUCUUUUCCUUUCUUUUUUUCCUAAUGUGUGUUAAUGCUACGUGUGUUGUUUUUUUCUGCUGAUCACAUGCCCACUGUGAGCUCAAGCUCAUUUACAUUCUCACACACACACACAUAUAUAUUAAUUAUAAUACACACACAUUUAUGUAGUGUGUGUGUGUGUGUGAAUGUACGAGCUACACUUCAGUGGUCUCAUACUACACCUCUUUAUUAUUUCCUGAGUCAGCUCUGUUCUUCUGUUCCUCCUCUGUGAGGCAGAAGAAGUGUCACAUUUUCUUUCUUUUUGCUUUGCUGCUUUUCCUUCUGGAUUUUCUCUGUUUCUUCUCCUCGCAGUGCGAUGUAACGCUCUGUAUUUGUACGUAACGCCAGUUACAUUUAUUUCCUUUUAUUUCCUGUGUGAAUGAAUCCUCUGUGUUGGUAUGUGUCGUGUUUAACCAGUAUUAUUAGCGCUAUAUAUUUAUAUCGCUCUAUAUAUAUCCAGCUUACGGAUAGUCGCCUAUAAGUUUAGUAGCUCGCUGAUGAGUGGACGCUGGAGAGGGGCUUUAUUAUUAUUAUUAUUAUUAUUAUUAUUAUUAUUUUUAAAAACUGCUUCGUUCCUAAAAUCUGGAUCUGGAGUUACCUCAGACUAUCAGCUCCAUCACGAUCAGGCGAGACGAGUCUUCCAGCUGAGUGCGAGAAGCUGAGAGAUGAUUGGCUGGAUCCUGGCAGCCUCCCACUUUGUUCAUCACUUCCUGUUGGCUAGAUUCCUCAGUGACGAUGAUGACGAUGAUGGUGUGUUUUUUUUUUUGUUUUUGUUUUUUUUAAGCAUACAUUUUGGCUUCACAAAGAGUCCUUUAGCACACAAUCAGGACUCUCGCUCUGUCUCAGGUAGGAGAUUGGAGAUGAUGAUGAUGAUGAUGAUGGUUUGGUUACUUUGAAGGUUUUCAGUUGUUCUGGUCAGUUUGUUUUUAAUUUGGUUCUUCUCCUGAGGUCUCAGGUCACAGGAUCUCAGGAUCUGGAUGCUUUUCCUCUUUGGGCUGAGUUGUGUGAUGUUUGCGCUCUUCCAGACCACACACGCUGUUUGCUUUUUGUUUUGUUUUUGGGAUUUAUAUUUUAUGGGGUUUUUCCUCUCUGCUGUUUUGAAGCACAUUCAGGAGAACUGGAAACAGGAAAGCCGCCUGCUCAGUGUUCAGUUCAGACCCCAGCCUUCCUAAAAGGUGCACUUUUUCAAACUCAAUUUGAGAGAAAGGUCUGGUCUGGAGUCGUGAGUGACAGCAGGACGUGUUUCAGUGCUUCCUCUUGACUUUCGCUGGUCGCGUGCUGACCUCUCCCCAUCUCGCCUUGUGUCUUUAUCCUCGGCUGAGAAGGACACGGAGCCUGAAUGAGGCUGAAUGGUGUUUUACCGUCCCGAUCGUGCUGCCAAAAAAACCUGGAGAUAACGAUAUUGUGAGCGAAAUAUCAUGAUACAUCGUAUAAUCGUAUAAUCAGCAGCACGUGCCUAGAUGCAGGAAAAACCUGUUUUUAUAUUUUGUUGUAAUCUCAAGGGUGUAGGGCAGAGUAUCAGCCAAAAUAAGGUGAAUCCCACAGUGAGCUGUGUGUGUGUGUGUGUGUGUGCGCGCGUACAUGAGAAGGAGGAACCGUUUUAAAACCCUGCAUGCUGAUUAGCGUGUUUACCUGAGAGUCAGCUUUCUAUUUUAGUAUCAUACCAAAAACCCAGAGAAGUCUUCUAUAUUUGUACAUAUUAUUUUUCCUGGAUGUUAAUUUCUGCUGGUGUGAGUCGGAGGGAGAAGAACGCUGAAGCGCUGAGGCGUCUGCGCCGUGCCUAAAUCCAGACUAGCUUUCACGCUCGUGUUUGUGAGUAAUGUGUUACUGACAUAGCGUAUUCAAAACAUCUGUGGUGUGUGUGUGUGUGUGUGUGUGUGAGAAUGUGUGAAUGGGUGUCAGAGCAGGAGGCAUGAACCACUUUUUCUCAGCGGUGAACAGGAAGUGGCCGUUCUCAGGGUGCGUGUGGGUGAAAAGCGCAGGUUCAGCUCAGGCCUCUUUAUUCAUCGCGACACGGUGAGGAUCGUUGGUGCGAAUCAUUCAUCCCGAAAAGGACAGGGCGCAGUCCUCGUGCUGAUUGGAUGAUCUGGAGUGUGUAGAUUGCAGGUCUGUGUGGUGGUGAUGUCCUGAGCAGACGGUUGAGAUUGUUGUAUAUCUGCUGGAGUGAAAUGCUGAGAGGAGAACCUGUCCUGACGUAUCGUGCUUCAGUUUAUCGCCACCUGAUGACGCAGGAAAAAGAAAAAAAGCGAGUCGCUGGAAUUUCAUUUUGUCAGCUGCCAAAGAUCUCGGAGCCACCCCGGCUCGGUCCCGGACCUCUUUCCCGCCGCUCCGGGGCUCGGGUCGAGGCGUGUUGCGGUUCCGCAGCUGUGCUGUGGCCUCGUUAUUAUUCCGGGUUACCACCAGUAUAGAUCUCUCGUAUAUAAAUGCACCUGUUUUCACUGUGAAGAGCGAAUGUACUUUAACCCGAGGUCCUUCUAUCAGACCUGCUAUAAGCUGCUAUGAGACGUGUAAGGAACAUUCCACUGGGGAGUCGAGAAAACACGGCCAAAUGUCUGCGUGAAAUACAGAUAUACCUUUCUUUUUUCUUUACUUUUUUAUUUCCUUUUUGUUUUUUUCCCUUGAUUUGGAUCUGAGGGUCAGCAGGCAGCUGAGAUUAACCUUUACAGAAAGGCUGCCUCGGUUUGGCUAGGUGCAGGACAUUUCUUUUCUUCUUAGGGCAGUUACUGGAUCUUUUUUCCCGUCAGUGGCUUGGGCGCGUAUUGACCUCGCGCCGGCCGGCGAGACGAGAAGGCUAAGGCCCGGGGAGACCGACCCCUCCGUAAAGGCUCUUGGCCGGUUUAGCGUUCCGGCCGCAUCAGAACAAACUAUGCAAGUGGAACCGUGUACGUCCCGUACGAUGCAGACGAUCCGGUGGCUCUUAACCUCUUUUCUUUCUGUCACUUAAACGGAAAGGUCACUCGCAAUUACACUUGGCCUUAUUCUUCUUCUUCUUCUUCUUCUUCUUCUUCUUCUUCUCUUUAUUAUUAUUAAUAUUAUGACUCUUAUUAUUGUUUUAAGAUCUCGAUUCUUCGGAAGCCGACUCCGUUCCGUGGGUUCAGACGUGGUCUCUGUGAGACUGGCCAGCAGGCCCCAGUUAUUAAUAUGUGGUACGAAUGUUGUGCAUUUGUUUAAAAUCAGGAUAGUCUGCAAUAACGCAGUGGCCAUCAGCGGGGCGUGUGCAGUGUGACCACCGCGCUGCGCUGCUUCUAAACGUCAUGGCGAAGUCGAAUCACACCUUACAGCGCGGAUAGGUGUCGGGCGUGUGCGGCGUUGCACUUUAUAUCGCAAUCUUCAUUACUGCCAUCUACAACAGAACACUUUUUUCUCUCUCUCAAGCGUUAAACUGAAGGGGUGGAGCUUAAGUUCGAUCUGAUCACGUACGCCGCCAUGUUACAUCACGAGCUUCUGUUUCCUUUUCCUCGGGUUCGGCUAGAGUGUAGUGCACAAUUCUAACUUUUAUGGCACACUACAGUAACAUGUUUUCUAGCAAGCCGAUAAUGACUAGCUAUGUUGACUAGCUAGAGUUAUCGGUCACGUCGUGUAGUUACAGUCUGUAGAUUACGCUAACACACUACGUCAGGUCGGACGAACACAAAGCACUCGAUCGGUAAGCUCCGCCCUCGUUGACUGAAACAUUGGCACAGUGAGGUUUUAAUCUCUCAUUUUGAACGUUGCGAUAUAACGCUAACAGCCACGCCCAGGCUCAUGGGUAUAUAUACAUAUAUAUAUAUAUAUACGUGACGUGUACCUCAAUGCCACAUCUGAUAUAAAUGUGUGCGUCCGGGUUCUGUUUAUGAACAUGGAGAACGUUUAUAAGCGUUGUUUUGUUUUUGCAAAAAAAAAACUUGAGAAUAACUGGUUGUACCAUCUCUUAAAGAA